ACUUGGACUGCAGUUUAUGGCGAAAAAUUCGCCUUAAGUGUGUUUUAUCUCAUUUUUAUUUUUAUAGAAACAGUUUAAAAUAACGUGAUUAUCUAGUUCAAGUGUUAUCAAUCCUGAAGCAUGCCUAUCUAUAUAAAAAACCCGAAUCCCGAAAGUGAAAUCGAAGAAUGGUGCAUUGUGGAGCUCCAGGGUGACCUGGAAGUACGUGGAGAUCGCGUCAUGGCGGGCCAAUUCAUUGGUGAUCUACUUUAUAAUAAAUAUGGACAACCGAUCCUAAUCAUCGGUCAUCAUAUUCUUCACGGUCGUCUGCAGAAAAUAGACAAGCCGCUGCUGGUAGUUGAAAAGUCAGAUUUACAUACGAGCACAAAAGCAGCGGAGGAAGAUGAAACGAUGCUGGACAUAAGUCAGGUCAGUCACCUAGACAGCACGAUCGCGUCGUCCAACCGAACCGUUCUGGAUUCAACAGUAGCUGUAGAGCACAAAACCAUACCGAAAACCGAGUAUCUCGUUCGAGCUGUAGUGAAGCACAAGGUACUGUUCAAGGCACGACCAAAGCCCAUUAUUGCUAAUGUGGCCAAAAGCGUUUAGCUGAUAGUAAAUUAAGGGUGUAAGUCUUUAUUUCUUUGAUUUUAGGCUUAAAAAAUUAUGAGAACCUAUCAUUAAA
This is a messenger RNA of Topomyia yanbarensis, 664 nucleotides long. RefSeq names its product chromosome transmission fidelity protein 8 homolog. Gene Ontology annotation, cellular component: Ctf18 RFC-like complex. The coding region runs from base 121 to 588 and encodes 155 amino acids. The transcript is spliced from 3 exons. The record is from RefSeq and is a predicted model, not a curated record. Gene Ontology annotation, biological process: mitotic sister chromatid cohesion. Lineage: Eukaryota; Metazoa; Arthropoda; Insecta; Diptera; Culicidae.